AUGCCCCCAAGGAUUCGCUCACCCACUCCGUCCGAAGACGAGCAAGACCAGCUCGACUCUGGCUCCGACUCGGGCACCCCCACCACCUCCAUCGCUCACGCUCCCGUAGCCUCGUCGUCGACCGCGCGCGCAGGUGCGGGUGCUACGAGCAUCAGGAUCAAGCCGCCUCAGCAGGGCGGACCGGCGACAGGAGCUGGCGGGGCGCGCGCGAGCAGGGGAAAGAAGCGGAGCUACGCUGAUGACGACGAGGACGACGAGGACACGAUGGACGUUGACGAGGAGGGAGAUGCGUACGAGGACGAAGAGGAGGAGGAAGACGAGCUCGAGGACGACGAGGAGGAUUGGUCACCGUCGGGUUCAGGGACUGCAACUCCCGCCAAAGGCUCGCGCUCGUCCGCCCGCGCUGCAGCCGCCGCGACGAGGAGGCCACCGAAACCGUCUGCACCUAAAGGUGGCGCGGCAGCUUCUGCGGGACGACGGCGCUCAUCUGCCGCGAACGCCUCUCCCUCGACUUCGGCGACGGCAACACCCGCUCCGACACCCGGACCGGCAGCGGCGGGCGGCGCGCUCUCUGGCAUGAAGAUCAAGUUCAAACUGGGAGCUGGCGGAGGGGCGGAAUCGGCUCAGGCAGGAAGCAGCGCGGCGACGCCUGUCGAGGCCAGCUCUCCGGCGAGCUCUGUUGCUGGCGGAGCGCGAGGCAAGGCUACGGGUGGCAGUGCUGCAGCGAAGGGAAAGGGAAAGGGCAAGGGGAAAGGGAAGAAGAAGGCUGAAUCCGACGAAUCCGACGCCUCUCUCGAACUCUCAGACGACGACGACCUCCCCUCCUCGCGAUUCUCAACCUCCGCGCUCUCAGGCUCCGACUCUAACGCCGGUGAAUUCGACGAGCUCGCUUCGGACGGCGGCGAAGUUUUCGACGACGGCUUCUCUGACUCUGGCUCAGAGCGGAGUGGGAGCACGAGUACCGCAGGAGAUCCGUAUGGCGGGAGGAAGACAGCGAGGCAGAGGGCGAAGGAGAUGGGAGGGGACGAGGCGCUCGAGCUAAUGAGCUUGCCGAACGUCGUCAGCAAGGCGCCGCCGCCUGUUCGUACCGAAGCCGAGAUCGCCCUUGCGCGCGCCGAAAAGUCUCGUCGCCGCAAGUCACAAGCCGACAAGAAGCUCGAGGAUGAGAAAACCGAGACGAUCAACCGCCUGCUCAACAAGCAGGUCGGUCGCACGUCGAGCUCUUCAGGGCGCGGCAAGCGCGGAGGCGGGCGAGGCGGUGGCCGGUCCCGCUCGAAACUUAACAAGUCGGUCACGGCUGAUGGCGUCGAGUCGGGCGAUGAGGAGGCUGUUGCGGCAGUCGCAACAGCAGGUGCAGCUGAAGCGGCUGAGCUUGCGAACCAGCGGAACGUCAAGCCUACCAUUGCAAGGUGGAUCUCCAGCAUCAAGCCUGAAGCAGAUCAAGGCGAAGGCGUCUUCCGCCUGUCGUACAGCGUUCCCGAAGGACGCGACUUUGCAGUCCCGCCUACAUCUGCACCUCAGGCGGUUACAGCACAGCAUGAGGCGAAGAAGCCGAAGACGAGGCGGUUCGGAGCGGAGGAGCGCGAGGCGAACAGGCGGGCGAACGAGGAUGGGUGGAGGAAGAUCCUGCUUGGGGCGGCGUAG
This is a messenger RNA of Rhodotorula toruloides NP11, 1644 nucleotides long. Its product is annotated as PAPA-1-like conserved region domain protein. The record is from RefSeq and is a predicted model, not a curated record. The coding region runs from base 1 to 1644 and encodes 547 amino acids. Lineage: Eukaryota; Fungi; Basidiomycota; Microbotryomycetes; Sporidiobolales; Sporidiobolaceae. Gene Ontology annotation, biological process: chromatin remodeling. The transcript has 4 exons. Gene Ontology annotation, cellular component: Ino80 complex.